GGGAGGCUUAGCGGGGGGAGACACACUCACGGCCUAGUCGCCACAUAUUUUCAUGGGAGGAAGCUGUGUCGCUCAAAACGUUCGUAAUCCAAUUUUAUUCGCAUGUGGCACAUUCUGCAGCCUUCGCCAGGCACCGGAGCGUGGCGAGAAUAGUGUGACGAGACCGGUUUGUUUUCAGCUUCGCAUUCGCGAUGGCGACACUGAAUUAGCUCGUUAGCUGGAAUUGCUAACAGCGCACCAUCUUAAAGCAAAAUGCCAGCUGAAACUAUGCAUAUAUUUCGUUUUUUUCAUGCAUGUGCUACUGCGUCUAACCGUCCCGUUGCUCGGAUUUUACUGUCAACGUUGUAGCUGUUGAACGCGCAGACAUUUGGAAGCUAGCAAACGGCUAUUUGGUGAUUUCAUUUAUCCAUUUCACACGUGUUACAUUUCAUCACUAUAACUGUCGUUAAUGUGAUCGAAAGCUUCUCAACAUGUUUCUUGCAUUGGAAUUUCAGACCGGUUUUUGGUUUCCCUAAACGAGUCCGGCCCGGGCCUCAGUCCGCGGCCUCGAGUUUUGACAGUGGCCUGCAGUCAGGACAGCACGUCGGCUUGCAGCUGCCAGACGGACCGGUGACCCCCAACCACUACCAUGGGAGACAGUAGAGGUGGAGGAGAAGUUGGGUGAGAUGGAGAUAGGAGAAGCAAGACAGAAAUCAAAUGAAUGAGGUGGAGGCAGGAAGAAGAGUGAAGAUGAGGCAGUAGAGGUCGUGAAAACAGUUUUGAGAUCAGUGAUCCAGUGUAGGGCGGUGGCGGAUUGCCGCAGCCCGGACAGCUCGUCCGUGUCCUCCCCUCCCUCAGGCCAGCGCUCCCCUCCUCUGGCUGCGUCAGCAGCCACCUCCAUGACCUCACUGCCUCCAAUAACCACGGCUGGCGUCAACAGCCCCAUCAGUAGUAUCGGCUCCCCCUUCUCUGUCAUCAGCUCGUCGCUGGGUUCACCUUGUCUGCCUGGAACCCCGUCGGUGGGCUAUGGCCCCAUUAGCAGCCCGCAGAUUAACUCCACCGUCUCCAUGUCUGGACUUCAUGCCGUGAGCAGCUCAGAUGAUGUGAAACCGCCGCUAGGAUUGAAACAACUCUCCUCUCAUAGUCCAGGACCGAUGCUUUCCCAAAAACGCCUUUGCUCCAUCUGCGGCGACAGAUCCUCUGGAAAGCAUUACGGAGUCUACAGCUGCGAGGGCUGCAAAGGUUUCUUCAAGAGGACGGUUCGGAAAGACUUGACCUACACCUGUAGAGACAAUAAAGACUGUAUGGUGGACAAGAGACAGAGGAACCGCUGUCAGUACUGCCGCUACCAGAAAUGUUUGGCAAUGGGCAUGAAGAGAGAAGUGGCCAAGAUGAACGACAGAUCUGUCCAGGAGGAGAGGCAGAGGAACAAGGAGCGCGAAGGUGAGGUGGAGUCCACCAGUGCAGUUAAUGAGGAGAUGCCCGUGGAAAAGAUUUUGGACGCUGAGAUGGCAGUGGAGCAGAAGACAGAGCUCCAUGCGGACGGAAGUUCGGGUGGAAGCUCUGUAAGUGGGGAGCCCAACGACCCAGUUACCAACAUCUGUCAGGCCGCUGACAAGCAGCUCUUCACUCUGGUGGAGUGGGCCAAGAGGAUCCCCCAUUUCUCAGAGCUGCCGCUGGACGACCAGGUCAUCCUGUUGCGUGCAGGAUGGAAUGAACUCCUUAUUGCCUCCUUCUCCCAUCGCUCCAUCUCUGUCAAGGAUGGGAUCCUACUGGCCACUGGCCUUCACGUCCACAGGAACAGUGCACACAGCGCUGGAGUUGGGGCAAUCUUUGACAGGGCUCACAAUGCUGAGGUUGGGGCACUUUUUGACAGAGUUCUGACCGAGCUGGUGAGCAAGAUGAGAGACAUGCAGAUGGACAAGACAGAGCUGGGCUGCCUCAGAGCCAUCAUUCUUUUCAACCCAGAUGCCAAGGGUUUGUCCAACCCCAGUGAGGUGGAGCUCCUGAGAGAAAGAGUUUAUGCCUCUCUGGAGACUUACUGCAAGCAGAAGUACCCGGAUCAGCAGGGCAGCUCCAGGUUUGCGAAACUCCUGCUCCGCCUGCCAGCGCUGCGCUCCAUCGGCCUGAAGUGCUUGGAGCACCUGUUCUUCUUUAAAUUGAUCGGGGACACGCCCAUCGACACCUUCUUGAUGGAGAUGCUGGAGGCGCCGCACCAGCUCACCUAGAGAGGACGACUCACCUGCCACACAGCGUUGAGGACAUUGGCGCUUGUCUCUGGGCUGUUUGCUGCAGCAUCUGCUGGUUUGAAACCCACCAGCACACACAUUUACAAACACACAGCGUGCAAACACCCACUGUUACAAGCCGACCCAAACUUGAAUCAAAUAAUGUUGAAAAAAAAAACAAACAAACACACAUGCUUUAUUCUUCCUGUAGUUCUCCUCCAUUCAGGAUCAAGCUCAUGAAAUGUUUCUUUCAUACAUCAAUGAUAAAUGUCUUAAUUUAAGUUCUAUUUAUCAUCUCAGAGUGUCUCCUGCAUUUGAAUCACUGGCUUCCAAGAUGUUUCCCUUUGGUAGAAGAGUUUAGCCACACCUCCUUGUCCAACUUUCAUUCUCUCAUUUUAACUUGGAAUCAGGUGCAUAGCAUUUCAACUACACACCCUGGAGGAGUCCUAUCAUGGUCUGGUAGACGCAGUGAAGUCGACCAAUCUUUAUCCUUAAUGCUUUUUAUUUGAAUAUUCAUGCUGAAACGUUUUUUGAAUCUCUAUCCUGAAGUACUGUACUCAUGUAAUGAGAGCUCUUUCCACGGCAUUGAAAUCCAGGAAAAGGGUCUGGGAGCACUUUGUCGAACUUCCCGCCCUGAUGUGCACAGUGGGCUUUGUAAGACUUGAAUAUUUUGUUUUUGAAUUCUCUGCGUCGGCAGUUGGUAGACAUUUCGAGCAGCUUGAGUCAGUUCAAAAUCUUUUUUUUUUUUUUUUUUUAACCUUCCGAAAUUUCCCCCUUUUCCGGUGGUCAAUCAUGCACUUUUGUGAGUCGUAGCUGCGCUAAUAUUUCCUUCAAAAGACCUUUGUUGGAACACUACUGCGUGUAGGAUUUUCUCAGCAAAAGAUGAAGUGUUACAAAAGCGCAUUGCAUACAGACAGAAGGAGUCAACACACGGCGCGACUCCUUUUGUGUGUACUUGUUCUGAGCCACAUGGGUCAAGCUGCUACUGUAGUGGUACAACUGUUUAGCCGCAUACUUCAUCCUCUCAUAUUGACAGGAAACAAUGCUUUAACUCUGAACUUGGCAAGCUUCUGGUAUUACCAAGCUUUAGAUCUUUUAUAUCCAGAAGUAGACAGAGAAAUUUCUUUCUUCCCUUUCAGUUGCACCUCUGUCUGUAUUCUCACUAGAAGAGUCAGCAUUCAUUUCAAAAUGAAAUUGAAUAAUGUUGUUAAAUAUAUCGCCAUUUAGCCCCAAGAAUAAAUCGCUGUUCAAAUUUAUUCAACUCUUCUACACACAUUUCAGCUCCAUCGUUUUAAGUAUUGCUUUAAAACAUAUAAUAUAUCAGGUGUUUUGAACCAUCCAUCGUGCCAAAUAGUUUUGGGGUUGUCAAACUCUAUCCUCAUAGCGGAAGAUUAUAAACCCAGUCCAACUCGUGGGCCAAACACUGUCCGUAUUUAUUCAUGAGUUUUAACAGUAAGUUAAACAAAAUGCGCUCAAAAAUUGUAACGUUUUUCACCUCUGGCCCAUGACACUCUGCGUAUAUCACCUUCAUAAGUAGUGGGUGACCUAGUUUUUGUCGAACUUUCAGUUGGUAUUGGAUAUAGUUCUCAGCCUCCCAUUGAUAUUAAAAGCGCUUCCAGGCCACAAAGAAGUACUGGACGGGCCAAAUUUGACCCCUGGGUUUUGAGUUUAACGUGUGUUGAGAGGACAAUCGGCGUUCAUGGGAAGACCCAAAGUGUUACGGCUGUAUGCAGUGUUUUGUUCCACCAGUGUGGCAAUGCAAUAAUUGAUUCAUUUUUCCGAUGAUGAAAAUCCUACACGUAGUACCUGCAGCUUUCGUCUGUUUUUUUUUUGUAAUUUGCCCACAAGUUUCAAUCUUCUAUUCAGAGUGUCAAAGGUCAUAACACCGGUACACACACCGCUGGUGUGUGCUACUGUUGUCGUGCUGAUCACCCCUCUCUGCUACAUUUGCACCGACGUAUGCCAAUGUCUCCUGCUGUUCCCGCUCACUGAUCAGAUCAAUGUGAUUGAUGCUCACGGGCAACUGAAACUGAGCCGCCACCGUCAUGUAGUCGUACCAUCUACAGGUGCUCACAGUUGAGCCCCACAAUUGAACUUUGUCAAUUAUCAAUUAGAAAGCUUCCAGUAUCUUUUGACAGGGAAAUGGUACUUAUGAUUUACCUGGUGCUAAAUAACUGUGGUCAGUCGGAUCAACACUUGACAUCGAUGCAACGCACAUUAUGCAAGUACAGCGCGAUGUUACAUUCAGCUCGAGAUGCAGGUGUUUGGUUGGUGAAGUCCCCAACGGGAGCCAGAGGAAUUGAAUGUGUUUUCAGGGGCUUCAUCCACAAUCCUCAACAAACGUCUGACCCAUUUCUGUCAUGUGAUUUUGAAAAAUGUUUUCUGGAGACGUCAAAACAGCGUCAUCUCAGUCAUGAUUGCUGCGAGUGAGAAAAAAAAAUAAAUCUAAAAUCACACAAGCAGGUUCGACAGGAAGAGACGACGAACAUAGAUAAGUAUCGAUAGAUGUGAAGAUGCUGAUCCAAAUCAAACCCCUCAUCUGAACACUUAGAUAAAAGGUCUCUUGGUGGACGAAAUUGUCUGAAAAUGUAUUGUAGAAAAUCUGGUGCUAACGUCGAUGGCAUUUGAAUUUUCGCAUCUUGCCAUUUUGGCCAGAUGGAGCUUCCUGCUGUGCAGUUAGUCUAGAACCGUCUUCUCAGAGAGGAUGGUAGGCCUUUCCCAUGAAAUGUGGAGUCGGCAGCUUAACAACCUGUGUGACAGGAUUUGUUUUUCAUUCAGGCCCCGCCCACCCUGCGUUUCUAUAGAUCAAAUCUUGUCGCCUUUAGCCCUGUGUAUCUCAAUUCUAUGGAGGAUGUGGAUGAAAAGCAUCAAAGGCGUUGUGCGUUUGGGGUUCUGCGAUUCGAUUGGCCGAUCUGAAUUAGCCUUCAGCUGACCUUUUCUAUUGCGAUUCAAAUGACGUGUGAUUUUUGUGAUUUGUUUCAAGUGAUGGCGUCUUAGACUUCAUUUUUUCUGAGCUUCCUCUCUUGAACCGUGAAGCCUGUAGCAGAUGCUUACUGUUGAGUGGCGCACAAAUGUAAUCUUAAAGAAAAUCUUGCUAAGAGGAUGUGGUUAAAAUAUGCAACUUGUUUAUUCAAAGUCUGAUAAAAAAAAAAAGGUUGUUCUUUAUUAUGCACAGUCCUGUCGAAAGCAUGACAAGCACAUCCAGGAAACUUUGUUUUUAUUAGGGUCUUGCAAUUCUAUAAUUUACCUGAUUUUAUAUAUAGCAAGGCAUGUCAACAUUAUACUGCAGUAUCUUUGUGAUUAUGAAAUUUAACUUCAUUUUGUCUCAUGCUUGACUCUACGAACUUUGUGGUGCUGGAACUGUUUGACUUUUCACUGUUAUCCCUGUAGUUUUGGAGUGGACUUUGGACAGAAAGAUGGUGCAGUAUUAGAUUUCAGUCUAUCACGCUUGUUAGGAUGGAAACCCAUCGUACUGUAGCAAAUGAAAGAGACGCUUUGGGCACCAAGUGUGCUCCCCUCGGUGAAGGUAGUUGCCCAUUUGUGAUGGCAAAUCUGUUGAUGAGUUUUUCUACAUCUAGAAAAUGGCCAUCAACUUGAGGUUCAUUUCAGCCUUGAGGCUCUUUGUCCGUCUCAACAUACCUGCGGAAGCUUUUAUCGUUUUAACUUGCAGAUUUCUGAACGUCGAUUGCCGCUUUGUGUCGACGCUUUGAGAACAAUUGCUGUGUUGAUAUUCUUGAGGUUUUAUUAAGGUUCGAUUUGUGUUACAGCCCUGUUCAAAUACUGGGUUGGGUGCUUGUGCCAUGAAACUCCAUGAACGAUUGCCCCAUAGAGUACCAGGUCCACUAGACCGACUUGAUGGCGCAUGUGUGUCAAACUCACGCAAGGUGCAGUCAAUACCUGGCGCUCUUUUAGCCGGACAAAAAUGAAUAAACGGUGGAUUGCCCUCUAUGUGUCGAAAGGGAGUAUUAUCCCUAAGUGGAGAAGUUUAAGUAUCUUGUUUGCGAGUGACUCAAGGCAGAGUCGGACACUGUACCAGUCUGUUUUGGUGAAGACAGAGCUGAGCCAGAAGGCAAGGGCAUCUAUGAUUCCAACCCUCAUCUGUGGUCACAAGCUUUAGUAAUGACCAAAAGGAUAAGACUGCCGAUACAAGUGGCCGGGAUCAGCAGGGUUUUUGUGCUGAGCCUGGGGAAUAGGGUCAGGAGCUAUGACAACCAGGUGAAGCUCAAAGUGGAACCGCUGCGCCUCUGCAUUAGGAGGAGCCAGAUGAGGUGGUUCAGGCAUCUGGUACGGCUGCAUCCCACACGUCUCCCUGUUGAGGUGUUUUGUAGUGUUGGUCUGAGAGGAGGCCACGGGUCAGGCCCGAGACGCAGUGGAGAGAUUAUAUCUCCCAGCUGGCAUGGGAAUGCCCCGGGACGUUGCUGAGUCGAGGGGUGUCUGGGCUUCCCUGUUGAGACUGUCCCUAACUUGAAUAAGUGGCAAAAAAUUGAUGGAACGAGUAUAUAGAAUCUCUACAUCUUCUUUCGACUCUGCUUUCUGUCGUUCAUAGAAUUUCCUUCCAUCCGCUUCCUUUUUUUGGCUUGGCUUACAAAUGAAUUUCUGACAUUUAAGAGCUUUAGUUGCUAUAAAACAACUGUCUUGCGGCAUGCAUGAUCAGUGUUGUCAUAAUGGGUCAUGACCUUUACUUUUUUGGGGAUUCUUUAAAUCAAUAGUAGAUUUGAUUUGGUGCUGGAUGUAUGCCUUUAUAGUGCUUGCGGGCCUCAUCACAAGCCUCGCUUGACCAGAUUUGGCCCCCUGGCCUUGAGUUUGACACAUGCCCCAGGUGCUCACUCUAUUGCGCCAUCAACCACGCUGGCCCAGAUUAAAGCUAACUAGAUUUUCCCAAACUACCGCGUAGAGCUCAAAGUCUCUCGGAUGGUUGCAGUUAGCCGCUGAAGUUGAGGUUUCCUUUCAUCUGUCCUUUUGGUCUUCCAGUCGUUUUGUCGUCGGACUGUGGUCAUUCAAGGCUUGGAUAAGCAUUAGCGCUUUUGCACAUUGUCAUAUAUGUAUAUCAUUAAGUCAGUCUGGGAAACGUUUGGCGUCUUAACCCUUGGUUUCUAGUGGCCGUUCAUCCCGAGUGGAUCUUACUUUACACCAAGUGCGGCGUCCGUGUCUGUUACUGGGGUUUUCCGCUCAUUAGGUUGAUCUUUAUUUAAGGAGGGUUGCGCAGCAUCCUGAUCGCUUCUUUCCUCUCGAGCUUGAGUUUAGUCCUUCAGCAGGCAAAAGCUGUUGCAGGGAAAUGCACACUGUGGCUGGUGACCCUUGAAAAGCUCCCAAACCAUCACGUGUUGGACAAACCUUUGUUUACUUGAGAAAAGCUUCCGCUGUUGAGGCGACACCCACCGACUCUUUUGACACUAAGUUGCCAUCGUUGUUCCUCAUCUGUUGGGUUUUGCUUGAUUCUAAACAGUCAUGAGUUUGUUUGAUAACCAGCUCAAUCCUGUCUCACACACCACCGCACUUAACCCACCAAUCACUGCCAGCCAUCAUGUAUAUAAGUCCAGGGUUUCCAGUCUGUCGGCCUUCAAUGUGCUGUGUUUAAGACGAUCCUGAUUUAGACUUGACCUGCAGAGAAACAAAGGGUCGACCAGCUUCUGGCCCGUUCUUGGUCUUUGAGCUGUACAUUGGUGCUUCUUGUGGUGUCGGCCGCGCAGCAACAACAUUAUGACCACUGGCCGGUCAGGCUCGCAACAGUAUGGACCCGAAAAUAUCAGCACGUAUUAUCAACUGAGGAAUUCACUUUGACUGAGUGACACUGUCCAGCCACAAUUGUUUGUAGAGAACAAAAGGGGGCGCUACAAUUUCUUUAAAGUUUCACCCUGUGCUGUGUCUGCAGAAAAACUGCUUGAAACUUUGUGGGAUGAAAUCAGUCAUGAAGACAGGUACUUGAAGACCAGGCGUGUCAAGAAGAAAACCUAAAGUUACUCUUUUCUUAUUCACUUCCCUGUCACUUCCUCUCAAACUAUGCUACUCAUCUGCUAUUUUUACAAAGUUUUAAACCAAUAUGAAAACUUGUAAAAUUCAAUUUGAGUCUUUCACUUUUUUUUUCUUUGAUCUCAUCUGUCUGUUGUCAAGUUUGUAUCUCGCUCAAUCGUUCACAUGAAGGCGGUUGACUUGUGUGAAUUGGAGAUUGAAAGAAAACAAAUUGGAAUUAUUUUAUAUUUUCAGUGAUUAAUUCUGAAUGUGUUUCUGUUUGUUGUAUCUUGUCCGAGUAAAGGUUUUAAUACUGUA
Messenger RNA from Synchiropus splendidus (mandarinfish), 8474 nucleotides. RefSeq names its product retinoid x receptor, beta a (gene rxrba). The record is from RefSeq and is a predicted model, not a curated record. The transcript is spliced from 13 exons. Gene Ontology annotation, biological process: retinoic acid receptor signaling pathway; response to retinoic acid; anatomical structure development. Gene Ontology annotation, cellular component: nucleus; RNA polymerase II transcription regulator complex. Gene Ontology annotation, molecular function: nuclear steroid receptor activity; nuclear receptor activity; retinoic acid-responsive element binding. Bases 879 to 2207 code for a protein of 442 amino acids. NCBI's taxonomy places the organism in Eukaryota, Metazoa, Chordata, Actinopteri, Syngnathiformes, Callionymidae.